This is a messenger RNA of Abrus precatorius (Indian licorice), 1164 nucleotides long. RefSeq lists its product as uncharacterized. Bases 1 to 1164 code for a protein of 387 amino acids. The transcript is spliced from 3 exons. The record is from RefSeq and is a predicted model, not a curated record. Lineage: Eukaryota; Viridiplantae; Streptophyta; Magnoliopsida; Fabales; Fabaceae.
AUGAAUGUUUUAGGGCUGAGUCUGGUGUUAGCUUCACUCGCUGCAGCGGGCAUUUUCUCUCCAAGUGCCACCCCAGACACGCAGCAGCAGCAGAAGCAAGGAGCGAGCACCAUUUUCAAAGAAGGCCACAGAGUUGUGGUUGUUGAAUACGACCAAGAUGGCCAUCAGAACACAAAAAUCUCAAUCUCUCCAGAACAACCCACCCAUCAUGACGCAAAAGAGCUCAUUUGCGAUGCCUAUGGAAAAUGCAAGCACAAGAUAGCCGACGCAAUGGACAAGACCAAGGACAAGGCUCAAGAGGCCAUCCACAAGAAGAAGGAUAUGAUUGCUGCCAACAAGGAGGCUGCACGCCAAGUUGGUGACACUGUUGCCGAUGCACUUGGAAAGGCUAAGGAAACGGUGUAUGAUAAAGCCCAUGAUGUCCAGGAACACACCAAAGAGACUGCAGAAAUAUUAAAGGAGCAUAUAGUUAAUAACAUUUCAGAAGCUAGGGACACUUUGCGGGACGCCAAAGACGCAAUGAAGCGUGUUGCGUGCAGUUUAGGAUCCAUGGAGACCCUCGGUUCUGUGAUGGGGGUGGCUAGUUUGCUGGGGUUUGCCACGGCUUAUGGGAUGUGUGUGUGGAUUACGUUUAUCUCCAGCUAUGUGUUGGCCAGGGCUAUGCCAAGGCAACAAUUUGCAGUGGUGCAGAGUAAAAUUUACCCCGUUUAUUUCCGGGUUAUGGCUUAUAGUAUUGGGAUCGCUUUGUUGGGCCAUGUCUUAGGCCAUCCAAAGAGACUGCUUCUCAACAAGGCUGAAGCAUUGCAAGCUUAUAACCUUUUGGCCUCGCUUUUCACUGUUUUCGUCAAUUCUCUUUACUUGGAGCCUCGGGCCACUAAGUUGAUGUUCGAAAGGAUAAAAAUAGAAAAAGAAGAAGGAAGAGGCAGAACGGAUCUGAGGGGUGAAGGUAGUAGAACGGAAGAGCCUCAGCAAGCAGCUGAUCCUAAAGAACCUUCCACAACCACGCAGAGGACAGAUGAGGAUGCAGUGAGAUCAAGGAUAAUCAAGCUGAAUGACAAACUGAAGAAAUUGAAUUCAUAUUCCUCACUCCUAAAUAUCCUCAAUCUCAUGUCUCUUACUUGGCAUCUGGUUCAUUUGGCACACCGUGUUCACCGUACUUGCUAA